Molecule: messenger RNA, 2123 nt
Organism: Paralichthys olivaceus (Japanese flounder)
Lineage: Eukaryota; Metazoa; Chordata; Actinopteri; Pleuronectiformes; Paralichthyidae
Source: RefSeq, a predicted model, not a curated record
UAUCCAGAGAUCAAGUCCCUGAUGGGUCCGGACCCCCAGCUGAAGUGGGUGGUAUCAGGCAUGGUCCUAACCCAGCUCCUGGCCUGCUACCUGGUCCACACCCUCUCCUGGAAGUGGAUCUUCUUCUGGGCUUACGCCUUUGGAGGCUGCAUCAACCACUCCCUGACUCUAGCCAUCCACGACAUCUCUCACAACGUGGCCUUUGGCAACAAGCUGGCCAAGUGGAACCGCUGGUUCGCCAUGUGGGCCAACCUGCCCAUCGGCCUGCCCUACUCCGCCUCCUUCAAGAAGUAUCACAUCGACCACCAUCGCUAUCUGGGAGUCGACCAGCUGGAUGUAGACAUCCCCACAGACUUAGAGGGAUGGUUCUUCUGCACCCCAGCCAGGAAGGUCCUGUGGCUCUUCCUCCAGCCGCUUUUUUACGCCCUGCGCCCGUUGCUGGUCAAUCCUAAACCAGUGGGUCAGCUGGAGAUCCAGAAUGCGGCGGUGCAGCUCGUGGCAGAUUUAAUCAUCUAUUAUCUAUGGGGGCUGAAGCCCAUCGUUUACCUCAUUGCAGGAUCCAUCCUGUGUAUGGGACUGCAUCCUAUCUCUGGACAUUUCAUAGCUGAGCAUUACAUGUUCCUGAAGGGGCACGAGACCUAUUCUUACUAUGGACCACUGAACUUGAUCACCUUCAAUGUGGGCUAUCACAUGGAGCACCACGACUUCCCCAGCAUACCUGGCAGUAAAUUACCUCAGGUCAAGAAAAUCGCAGCAGAGUAUUACAACUCCCUGCCUCAACACACUUCCUGGACCCGGGUAUUAUGGGACUUUGUGUUCGAUGACAGCAUCGGCCCCUAUGCCAGAAUCAAGCGGGAGUACAAGCUGAGCAAGCAGGAGUAGAUCUGUGACUGAUGACAAACAGGAAUGUGAAUUUCAAUUGUUUAAAAAGAAGGACCACAAUGAAAUGUCAUAUUCUCUAGUUUAAAGGUUUUUCCACUUAGCGUGGUUGUGACUGUAUGUAUUCAUGUGAUUUGUUGGGCAUUCACAUCUUAAAUUAGCCCUGUAUGUCACGAUAUGGAAAAUAAUGUGCACAUGUCACUUGCAUAUAUAGUUAAUGGAAAUCAGCAUGCACAUCCAGUGCUCCGUUAUUUAUUCAGACUUUUUAUUCCUGCAAUAAAGAGCUGGACUGUUUUCUCGUGCCCUGACAUCACUGAGAAAGGCAAAAGAAAAUAGAAUAAUUCUGAUAAUUCACUGACAAAAUCAAAUUGUUUCCCAACUUACAACACAAAUGUCUUUCUUUCUUCAAAGUAAAAGUUAUACAAAUACAAUUAAUCAUUAAAAAAUAACCUUUUGUGUGUUUGCAACCAAAGUAUUUCUUUUUACAGUUGGUAAACAAUGUUUUUUUUUCAGUGUAAUAUAAUAUAUGGAAUAUAAACAUUUCUAAUUUCUGUCAAGACAAUGGUCAUGUUUAUUCUCAAGCAGUUUUACAGAGCUGUCAAUUCCUCUCCUGCCUGGCAGCGUUACAUCAGGCCCCUUCAGCAAUCUCUGAAUGUGAGAAUAAAAAGGCUCACUCAGCCUCGCGGAUCUCCAAAUACACUUUAACUUCCAACGCGCAGAGAACGGUGCUAAGGUGGAAAAUGAGCGUUGAAACUUACCUUUCAGUGAGAAGAGCGUUUUCUUCAGUGAUGCCCCAUUCUACUGUGAACGGUUUGAUUCUGUCGACAGGGAAUGGACAUAAUAACAGAAACAACCUACAAUGCAAAAUAAAAUCCAGUUGGAUGAGUUUUAAGUGUUUGUUUUUGGAGACUGUGGACUGAUGAAUGAUCUGUUGUAUUUUUUCAGGCUGUAGUUUGUUAUAGUCAUGAAAUAUAAGAAGAUCUGUGCUGCUAAGGUUGUGCACUAUAUUUUUAGUAAGUUUAUAGAAUACCACAUUAAAUGGUGGCACAGUCUACAAAAAAUCAAAUCAACACGUCCUCAUGACAUUGUUCUCCUCAGUAGAAGUUCCUGCAGAGCUCUGGUAUUGUAUGGUGUUCGUUCUUUUUUUGGUCCAUUGUAUAAACAAUAUUAUCUAUGUGUUGUGAUUGAUAACAAUGAUCUGAUGUUUCUAUUUAAUUGUCUAUAAGAGAUAUAAAACAGUAAAA